GUGACGAAGUCAGGAAGUCUGACGAAGGCGGAAGUUGCCGCCGAAAAAAGUCGAAAAAAGUUUUAAGUGUUCGUUUUCCUUAAUGGGCCAAGCAUACGACGGCUUAGAACAAGCUAUCCCCGAGGUGUGAAACUCGAGGCCCGGUGCCCAGAUCCGGCCCACUACAUCAUCUUAUGUAGUCUGGAAAGAAGAAAGUCUGGAAAUGAUUUGCGUGGAUAGCACACUUUUCUACUUUCUCGAUGAUGCAUUUCAAAAAGAAACAUUUUUAAUUGCGACUUUGCGAUCGUAGAAAAGUUUGUUUUUAAAAAUAUACAUGAUUAUAUUACUUGUACAAUAGUUUGCGACUAUUUUAUGAAUUUAAACUGACAACUGAUUUCAAAUCAAGCAAUCCAUCAAUAUGAUGCUAAAAAUGAAAAACAAUAUUGCAGAGGGAAUUAUGGAUGUACAAAAUGGUUUUAAAUGACUCUGAGGGCAACUAAAACUGUAAUGGGCAAUGAAGACAAAUUUCCAUCAUCAUCGUAGCCCUUUUUGACAUUUCUGCCUUGAUUUAUUUUUGGCAUAGGGUCUCGCAUUACAGUACGAACCCACUUAAGGGGGGGUUCAGUAGUGCACCUGUUUUUCAAUUGUCCUUUUGACAAUUUUUAGAACUUGUAAAAAAAAAAAAAAUCCGACGUUUAUAUGCUUUGCAAUAACAAAUAAUUUGAUUGCAAAGUGACAGGAUAAUCCCUGUACAUUUCUGUGCAAAUCUACAAGAUAACUGUACACAAUUUAACCAACAUUUAUAUUAUUUGCGGUAUAGUGUCAUGGAAGAAAUAAAAUAUGAUCCCUCAGCGUUGGUUUCUAGCCUAAAAACCUUUUAAAUAAGACACAGAUAUCAGAGAACUUUGGGAACCACUCUCGCAAAAGCCUCUGUGACACUAUAAAUUGUUUAUAACUGAUGGCAUGCAGGAGGUUUCGAAACCAUAAAUUUUGGUGGAGACUCACUGUGUGGCAGGAAAGGGUACUGCCAUGUCUUAGUUAUUUUCCUUGAGCUCAUUAUUUGGCAAAUAGCACAUGAAUGUAAAUGUUAACGACGUGAUAACAAACUAAUAAGGGUCAAUUUACAACCAUUUAUUUAUCCUUAAUAUACAAAAGUAUUUAUUUACAUAAUGCAGCCCUAGUUAACUCCAUACAAAUUCGCACAGAGGAAUGUUUGCCCUCCAGACACAACAUGAUUUUUCUGUAGUUUAUUUUUUUAUUGCCUAAUUGUUUCUUAUGAACAUAAUUUACCAACUCGGCCUUGCAAACGAUUUCAACUCAUGCAGGUUACAUUUUGUGAAUGAAAACGUCAAUGUUUGCGACAAGUGAUCGUGACGUCACGAUCAGUUGUCGCAUUCAUUGCAGUGUCACGUGGAUGCAUAUUUACAUCAACAUAACAUUUGCACAUGCGCCUUUGCGUUGACGGACAAACUUAACACAAUGUUAAAAUCGAUUUUAGCAGUUAGCAGAAUGUUAGCCUGAUUGCAUUUGUGUAACGUUUUCGGAAAAUUUGGAGAAAAAAAACCAAACAAACAAGAACAGGCCGGUUAACUGGACCUGGACAAAAAAAUGAGCAAUUGGUCAUUGUUUUUUCAAAUAGCGUUAAAAAUGAUACUUUAAAAAUAUUAUUGUAAAACUGAAAAAGUCAUUAACUUUGAUGAGACACGUUCACCUGACAUGCACGGACUAUAAAGCCUCUUGUUGUUUGGUAGAACCUCAAACAAGGUUUGACUUGGAGAAAUGUACUUAUGCGUUGAAGAGAUGCAAUUUUCCCCCUCCUCCACGUGUAUUUUCCCCCUGGCUCUGCAGCCAAAGGUUGACUUUAUAGCGGGGAGCCAUUGACUCACAAGCUCCUGCGGGCCCAUUGAGGCGUGUGUCAUGUAGUGCCAGUGGUCACAUGGCUCAGGAUCGACAUGGAUCUCACUCACGCACGUCAGCUCACGACGUGCAGGGCUCAGUGCGCCUCACUAAAGUCACUGCAGCUCACUCAGUCAGCAGGAUGACCCCGUGCUGAGGAGGACGGUCGAAUAUGGAUUUGGAUGCUUCCAAUAUGUAUCUACCCAGCUGCACUUACUACGUCCCCGGAGCGGACUUCACGGCUCUGCCGCACUAUCUGGCCCAGGGUCAGCCCUCCUGCCCGGUGGCUUACUCCUACCAGUCAUCGGCUCUUCCUCAGGUUCCGUCCGUGAGAGAUGUGGCGUUCAGAGACUAUGCGGUAGACGGCGCGGCCAAAUGGCACCACGGCAGGGGGAGUCUUGCGCACUGCUACGCGGACGACAGUUGGACCAGCCCGACCCCCCGCGGCGGAGACCUGCCGGGGAAAGGCGUUUCGUCCUCGGGUUCCACCGUUGCGCCUGGAGGCUUCCACGGCGGCGCCGCGGCAAGGAGCGGCGUCCUGCCGCAGGCUUUCGAUCAGUUCUUCGACUCGACUUACGGCGGCCAGGAGCACGGAGCCACACCGGGGCAGGACAGGUUGGGCGCGGUCAAGUCGAGUCCUGCGCCGGCUCCUCAAGCUCCAGGCUCGGACACGGCGGAAAGCUGCAGCCCCAAGUCGUCUCCCGGCCUCGGCGAGGACAGGAGCGGAAAAGGAGGCGGUGUCCAGAAGACGCGCAAGAAGAGAUGUCCAUACUCCAAGUAUCAAAUCAGAGAGCUGGAGAGGGAGUUUUUCUUCAGCGUUUACAUCAACAAGGAGAAGCGGCUGCAGCUUUCCCGGAUGCUCAACUUGACUGACCGACAGGUGAAAAUCUGGUUUCAGAACAGGAGGAUGAAGGAGAAGAAACUCAACAGGGACCGUUUACAGUACUACACCAGCAACCCCCUGCUAUAAAACAUGGACUAUAUAUAUGUCAAACACCUGCACGCCAUUGGGAACUCUUCAAAAGUCCAAAUGAUGUGUCAUUAAACGUCCCUUUCUCUAUUAUUAUAAUUAUUAUUAUUUGUUUUGUUGUUGUUGUUGUGACAAAAAUGCUCUUAUGUUCCUCCCCCAAUUUGUAUGCUCACAUUUACACGCUCGCACGCACAGACUGGAAUCGUUUUAUUCGUACUUUUAAUAUUAUAUUGUGCAAAUAUAUAUAUUGCAUAUUGUGCAA
Messenger RNA from Syngnathus typhle (broad-nosed pipefish), 3107 nucleotides. RefSeq names its product homeobox A11b (gene hoxa11b). NCBI's taxonomy places the organism in Eukaryota, Metazoa, Chordata, Actinopteri, Syngnathiformes, Syngnathidae. Gene Ontology annotation, biological process: regulation of transcription by RNA polymerase II; anatomical structure development. Gene Ontology annotation, cellular component: nucleus. Gene Ontology annotation, molecular function: RNA polymerase II cis-regulatory region sequence-specific DNA binding; DNA-binding transcription factor activity, RNA polymerase II-specific. The transcript has 4 exons. The record is from RefSeq and is a predicted model, not a curated record. The coding region runs from base 2048 to 2845 and encodes 265 amino acids.